CCGCCCGCCAUGGGCCUCGCGCCGCCCCGCACCGCCUAGCGGGGCUCGGCCUCCCGCGCCGCCCGGGCCCGCCGGGCCCCACCGCCCGCAGGAUACCCGUGAUCUCUCAUAUGUGGAAAGAAGGCUAGCAGAAAGGCGAAAAGAUGGGUGUUAAAACAUUCACUCAUAAUUCCCCUGCUCACAGUCAGGAGAUGCUGGGAAAGCUGAACAUGCUGCGCAACGAUGGACACUUCUGUGAUAUCACCAUCCGUGUCCAGGACAAGAUCUUCCGGGCGCACAAGGUGGUGCUGGCUGCCUGCAGCGACUUCUUCCGCUCCAAGCUCGUUGGCCAAGCAGAAGAUGAGAGCAAGAGCGUGUUGGACCUGCACCACGUGACAGUGACUGGUUUUAUACCUCUUCUGGAAUAUGCUUACACAGCAACACUAUCUAUUAAUACAGAAAACAUUAUUGAUGUCUUGGCUGCAGCCAGCUACAUGCAGAUGUUCAGUGUUGCUAGCACGUGCUCAGAAUUCAUGAAGUCCAGCAUUUUAUGGAAUACGCCCAACAGCCAGCAAGAGAAGGUGCUGGAUGCAGGGCAGGAGAACAGUGCAAACUGCAACUUCACGUCCCGGGAUGGCAGCCUGUCUCCCGUUUCUUCCGAGUGCAGCGUGGUGGAAAGAACCAUUCCCGUUUGCCGAGAGUCGCGGAGGAAGCGCAAAAGCUACAUCGUGAUGUCUCCCGAGAGCCCCCUGAAGUGCAACACACAAACAAGUUCCCCCCAAGUGCUGAAUCCUUCAACUUCAUACCCGGAGUCCAGAAAUCAGCCCGUGGACUCAUCCCUAGCUUUUCCCUGGACUUUUCCUUUUGGAAUUGAUCGAAGACUUCAGUCUGAGAAGGUAAAGCAGGCAGAGAACUCUAGGACUUUGGAAAUGCCUGGGCCCUCCGAGUCCAACAGAAGAAUCGCAGAUUACGUGACUUGCGAGAGCACCAAAGCCAGUUCUCCCCUCGUGAUUGAAGAAGACGUGCGUGUCAAAGUGGAAAGGUUAAGUGAUGAGGAGGUUCACGAGGAGGUAUCCCAGCCUGUCAGUGCAUCCCAGAGCUCUCUGAGCGACCAGCAGACAGUCCCAGGGAGCGAGCAAGUGCAGGAGGAUCUCCUGAUCAGCCCGCAGUCGUCCUCCAUAGGCUCAAUAGAUGAGGGGGUUACGGAGGGAUUACCCACACUCCAAAGUACCUCUGGCACUAACGCUCAUGCAGAUGAUGAUGAUCGUUUGGAGAACGUUCAGUAUCCCUACCAACUCUACAUUGCUCCUUCUACCAGCAGCACAGAGAGACCCAGCCCAAACGGUCCAGACAGACCUUUUCAGUGUCCAACCUGUGGGGUCCGCUUCACUCGCAUUCAGAACUUAAAACAACACAUGCUUAUCCACUCAGGCAUUAAACCAUUUCAGUGCGACCGCUGUGGGAAAAAGUUCACCCGCGCUUACUCGCUCAAGAUGCAUCGCCUGAAGCACGAAGGUAAACGCUGUUUCCGGUGCCAGAUAUGUAGUGCCACUUUCACUUCCUUCGGGGAAUAUAAACACCACAUGCGGGUUUCCCGGCACAUUAUCCGCAAGCCUCGGAUUUACGAGUGCAAAACAUGUGGCGCCAUGUUCACCAACUCUGGAAAUUUAAUCGUUCACCUGAGGAGCUUGAACCAUGAAGCGUCAGAGCUAGCAAACUACUUCCAGAGCAGUGACUUCCUAGUACCGGACUACUUAAACCAGGAACAAGAGGAGACCCUCGGGCAGUAUGAGCUAGGGGAGCAUGGCUUUGAAAGCAACUCUUCUGUCCAAAUGCCUGUCAUUUCACAGGUGUCGUCAACUCAGAAUUGUGAAAGCACUUUCCCCUUGGGGUCUCUGGGUGGGUUGGCAGAGAAGGAAGAAGAUGUGCCAGAGCAGCCAAAGACUAACGCCACUGCUGAGGCAGCCGCAGGUGACCCUCCCAAAGGGGAGCUGUCAUCUAUUACUAUUGAAUAAUUCAUGGGUUGGUUUCAUUUUUGUUCUUUGGAAAGUGCCUGUGUUUGGUCCUGUACAUUUUAAUUUAAUUUUUUUAAACGAAAGUGGGGAGAUUUUCCCUUUUUACUUUGUAAGCUACGCUUUAACCAGAAAACUGCAACAGGUGUUACAUUAUUUUUCAUGACUGAAUGAUCACUUCUGUGAAAAUAUUUGAGACUGAAUGCACAAAAAGAUCUUGUCAGAACAUCAUGGAAGCUGUGAUACACUUCUAAAGAAGAACAACUGAUUCAGAUCACUUUAACUAUUUCUUCUUCCACAGUUAGAGCAGCUCGUUAAGUUUCUCUUGAUUCUGCAGCCCCUCUGGUUAAGGGAAGGAAAUCAGAGGAAACCUUUUAAGAUGACAAACAAAAGGAUGCAUUGGAAAUCAUUAUUGAACAGUUUUGACUAGUUUUGAGUGGAUGCUUUAAUCUCGUGCAUAAAAAGACACUUCCUAUCUCUGUGCCUGCUGAUUUUCAAAGUGCUUACUGUAACCCUUCUUGGAAAUGGUAAGCAUUUCUGAAACUUAACAGUCACACACUUUUUAAAAACACCUCUUCCCUUUUCAUCUCAGAUGAAUCAGCUUUGACAAGCCAAGUGAUGUCGUGCCAGGUAUUCCCACUUCUUAUAUUCCAGGCCUUUUAGAAACUCCUGGAUCAAAUAGCCUGUCCAGAUUUGCCCAUCUAAGGUUAGGCAUGGAAAUACUGUGGUCAGGAGAAAUCUAAUGGUGCAUAAUGAGUAGCAAAGUAUUUAUCCAUGCAAGCCUGACAAAUAUCUCAUCACUGUAUUUUUUGUAUGAAAAUGAAGGUGUUCCCAAACUGAAAAUCUGAAAUUCUGGAGUGACUGUUGGCAGUUCUGGUCACUUCCCCCAUCAUAUAUAUUGUAUUUCUACUGCUCUCCAAAAGCUUAACUAGAGGGAGCUUACAGGUAGGAAGAAAUGAGCUCUUUUGUGCGUUAUUGCACUUUUUUUUUAUUGAUGCAUAUGGUUUUUGAGGUUCUUAUUAGUCUGUUUUGGACAAAAAAAAAAAUGCAGUUCAUUCUCCUUGGAGGCCAACUUUUUAACCCAACAGAGGGUUGUUUACAAAAAGCCUAUAUAGCAAUGAUGAAUUGUUCCAAUUUCAAAACAUUUGACAUCCUUGCCAACUCAGUUUAUGAAAGGCCAAUACUCCAGCUACAUACACAGCUCAAGGAAGCAAUAAAUUGAAAGAUUUGCAAUUUCAUUUUUCCAUAUUUAGAAAAAAGCUGCAAAUUUAGGGUGUGGGAUUUUUCAGAGCAGUGAGUCUUGUUUUGUCAAGGCUGUUUGGGCUGUAGUACUGCUUUGAAAUCUAAAUUAGGAAGCACAUUAGGAGGUUUGUGAUUUUUUUAUUCUUGCUGCUUCUGAAGUUAACUCGGUGUUUGAUGCCAAAUGCCUGUCUCCUACAGGUGACAUGCUGAACCAGUAGGUAUUACUUGAUCUUAGUAUUCCAAAGGCAUUACAUGCUCCCUUAGUUUUGAAUCUUGUUUUUGAAAAUUGUUGCUUUCUGUCUGGAUUAUCUUUUUUUUUACGUGAAAAAUGAGGAGGAAAUGAAACCAGUAGAGAAAGGUUGCUCCUGAGGAAACAGAAGACACAAAAGUUGUAUUAUAUUGCAAGCUCAAUUUGUAUUCAGUCAGCCUAGGCAGCUCUGAUACUCUCUAGGUCUGAGUUGUUUCUACUAAUAGCCAACUUUUGUAAGGAAAAAAGUUUCUUGUCCUUUGGAAAGAGCUUAAAAGGUUUCAGUGACUCUUAACAGCUUUUCUCUGCUGUGUUUCAGGUUAAAAACACACAUUUUAGUUAAAUAGAACAAAACCAGUUGGGAUUUAAGUCCUUUCCAUGUUACUGGAGUGAAGUUUCUCCACCAGAUCCAAAGGGUGUUUUAGUAACAUGCUGCAAAGCAAUUCUCUGCUACAAUUCAGUCUCCUAUGGAUAUAUACCUUUGUGGGUCUUCUUAAAAGGGCUAGAAGGAGAAACUCUUUUGGGUUGCUGUACUGUGAAUUACUCCAGUGUCUGUUCAUGGGCUGAGUUUAAAGACCAGUUCUCUUCCACUUCUGCUUUCUAUGACUGAGAAGCCAGUGAGACAAGACAGUGCUUUUUGCUGAGUUUUAUCCUGAAGUAUAGGGCUCUGACACUGAACUCAAAUACAUUAUUUAGUUUUUUUCUUAGAAGUGUUACUCCACUUUGCAGGUAUGUGAGAAUCCUUAGGGAUUCAUGUAGUACAAAGUACUUCACACAGCAGUACAUCUGCAGGCUGGACAGAUGUAAUAAUCAAAAGUGGCCAGAUAGAGAUGGGCAUAAUUUUAUGUUAGAAUCUGAUAAUUUUCACCCAUAAUAUAUUUUGCUAAAUAGUUUAUUAGUGAGGAGAUGUGCAAAUAGAACAAACCUGUCUGGAUAUUGGAUUUUUAAGACUCCACAUUCAGAAGGCAAACUGCUUUCUGAAUACCAAAGAGAAGGAGAAAAAAAGUGACUCUAAUCUGUUCUUUGAAAAGAAAUGAGUAUCAUUAACUGUUAACACCUUGAUACAAGGCAGAUCAUGGGUUUUGUUACUCAUUGCACUGUGUUGCAGAUUAUCUUUUCAACCCUUUAAUCUCUGUGUAGCAUCUUAAUUUAGUUCUCACUUUUCAAUCUGAUUCAACUGCAGGAACAAUAGAGUUCUUAGAGGAUUCUGUUUGUUUAGGGUUGGCUUUACUUUUGAGUUUCCCCGUUUGUAAUUGUUUCUUGUUACUAUCUCUUUUCUCCAUAGAAGUGAACACAGAUAAAACACAAAUACCAUUUUGUUUCUCCUCCCUAACUUGUUGGAAGUGUUCAGUUCUUUGAAAUGCUGGUGUUUUUCACAGGAGAGAUGUAAAAACAUAGGACAUCUUUAAACAGUCUCUGUUGCUAAUAUACUUAGAUUCCAAAUUAAGCCAGAUAGAUAACAAACUAAGCUAGAAGAAACUUGCCUUAAACUACACUUGUGAUUAAACUUAAUCCAUAAAUUUCUUUCAGUACAUUUUGAACUCUUGACUGAAUUUUUUGGUUUUGGUUUUUUUCUUUCCCCUCCCCACCAAAAAAAAAAGAGCACACCCAAAAGAAACCCACUAUUUGAUAUGCACUUAUAUUUCUGCUUGACAAAGAUCACAGAAUCACCGAGCAGUUGAGACUGGAAGGGACUCUGGAGAUGAUCUAGUCCAACCUGAGGCUCAAAGCAGAGUCAGCAAGAACAGGUUGCUCAGUCCAGUCAGGUUUUGUAUUCCUGCAAAGAUGGAGACUCACCAACUUCUCUGGGAAGCCUGUUCCAGUAUUUGACCACUCACCACAGAGAAUGUUUUAGUAUGUUUAGAUUUCUUUUAUUUGAGUUUGUGCCCACUGACAAAAGCCUGGGUCCAUCUUCUUUUCUCCCUCCUAUCUGGCAGGUUUACACAUUGAUAAGAGCCCCCUUGAGCAAAUACCUGGAUGUAUGACCCUACAUGGAUGAGGAGUUUGCUUCUCAAUGAGUAGCCUCCAAAUCCAUUCACAAAGUGAUUUAUGUCUUGCUUUUGCAUACACCCUUCUCCCAUGUGGCACCAAUCUUUGCACUCAGUGGAAAAUCCUUUCCCCACCUGUUUCUUUAGCAAGCAGAGUGCCUUCACUACCACAGAACCAGUGAGGUUCUGCCCUAUGCCAGGGACCUGAGCAGGGUCAUUGCUCCUUGCAUAUUGUGUAGAGCAGUUAUGUCUGAUGGGAGCAAUGGGAAAGGAAGGGAUGGGCUUUUUUUUCUGGCUUAACGUGGUGUUUUUGGGCGAGGGGAAAAAAGUCUCCCCAUAAAGUGGGAGGAAAAGAAGCACGUUUUAGCUGUGCAGGAGAUUUGGCCAAAUUGUAAGGGUUUGUUUUGGUUUUUUUAAUGCAGACACACAGCACAACUCCCCUGGAAAUCCAUGGGGUGCCUGCACAUUCAGCAAAUUAAGCUCCCUGUCAGAACUGCUUGUCACUGUUCUUAGACCACUUUAAAGGUGUGUGUUCCUGGUGGUUUGUCUGUCCUGCUAGAGUUUGAGUUCAGUUGUCAGGCUCGCAGAUACUGUGGUCGAGUCUCUCAUACUGAGAGAUUAGUUAGCUAUUGAAAAUGGUUCUGGGUUCACAUGUAUCUUGAGUCUAAAAGGUGUGAAUUUAAACUUUUUAAAAAAGUAAUAGCUGCCAAUGCAGUAAAAUAUAUUUUAUAAGACUAUGAUCCCUAUAUGUCCCUUACGGGAUAAAAUUUUAUUGUUUUUAAGCUAUGGUUUAAAGUUUUUAUAUGAGGGCUUCAGUUGCUUCUUGGUUGCUGGCUUUCCCCUCCAGCCCCAGGAUGUAAGAGCACUGAGACUAUUGCUGGUCUCUCUCUGAGAUCAGUCGUGAAGCAUUUUAUAUGCAAAUAGAAGGGGAGCUUCGUGCGCCCUGCAGGGAUGGAGAGAAUGCAGAGGUAAGGAGCACCUGUUGCUCCUGGGUCCAUUGCAACUUCCACACCAUCAGAAUAUGGAAAAUAGCUAAUUUUCAUUCAGAUGGAUUACGUUCCAAGUUUUGCUUACAAGGUGAAACCCAGUUUUGGAGGGUUCUCAUCUCCAAGUAUGGACAUAAUAAAUUCCAUAGCAUCUCGAUGACAGAUAAGAGGGUUCAAGGCCAGACGGUGCCUCAGCCACAUCAGAGGUAGAGUGGGUUCAAAGUGUUAGAGGAAAUGUACCAUGAUAACAAAUGUGAAUUUUUUUAAUGCAGCAGUACUUACUGCUCUGGGUUUUUGUUAACUCAAGGUGUGCUAUCACAGUGAUUCAGUGUCCCACAGGACUCAACUCCAAAUCUGGUUGCACUAAAACAAGAAUAGAUCCGAAUCAGUUUCUGGUGCUGCCAGCCUGUGUGGCAACUGUACCUACAGUCUUCCUGAGGGUUGCUGGAGUCCCCAGAGGAGUGAUUUUGUUUAACCAUUCGUUUAGCUGAUGCAUGCUUUUGAUAUUCUGACUUAUAGCCCUGGCUACACAAAGUUCUUGGACAGCUUCUUUGCCCUGUUCCUGCAGUGCCUUCACUCUAGGUGCUGCCCUAUGGUGAAACCCCCAAGAGGGAAUGAGGAAGCUGAAGGAAAAAAAAAUGUGAAUUAAAUUAUUGUUGGGCUUCUUUGUGCAUUUUAGUAACAGUGAAACCCCCUUAACUGUGCCAGUCUCCAGUCACCAGCCGUAUAUCCAGUUGUCAUCUCAUCCACAGUACAGCUUCUCUUGUUGAUGCUGGCCACAGCUAGAUUACUUGGCAUGUUUAUUGACUUAACAGAAUUGUUUUUUGGUUUUGGUUUUGUUUUUUAAUGUAUACGAUGUUUAAAUACACUUCACAUUUUAUAUAAUACUAUCUGGCUAUUAGUAUUUUUCAGGAACCAUAGUUCUUGGUGGCUAUAUAUAUUUUUGUGACUUUUUUUGUAAACUAAGUGCCGUUUCAACGUUACAAUCAUUUUUAGAGUUAUUGUAAUCAAUGUGAAUAUCAUGUUUUUUCAAAUCUGUUCUGAGCCUGUAGUGUUUGCUUUGUGAUCAUAUGUGUCAUGUAUAUAUUCUGUAUAGUUACAUUGUAUUGAAAUACUAGCUUGUUUGAUAUAAGAAAAGUAUGUAUUGGGUACCUUUUUGCUAGCCUGGUUGUUUAAUCUUUAAAAAAAAAUGUUCUAAAAUACAAAAAAAAUAAUCUCCAAACUGGUCCCAUUAUAGGUCAAAAUUAAGGGGGGAGAAAAACUAGUUUUGAGUGUCUUUGGAUAGAAACAUGAAGCUAAGAUUUUUCAUUAAAAUAUUAAUGUUUUAUGGAGUA
Apus apus (common swift) is the source of this 7788-nucleotide messenger RNA. It is a transcript of the gene ZBTB44, whose product is annotated as zinc finger and BTB domain containing 44. The record is from RefSeq and is a predicted model, not a curated record. Gene Ontology annotation, molecular function: protein binding. Lineage: Eukaryota; Metazoa; Chordata; Aves; Apodiformes; Apodidae. The transcript is spliced from 6 exons. Bases 144 to 1994 code for a protein of 616 amino acids.